CUCUUGUUUUGAUCUCGACCGUAAACUUGGUUUUGGUCAAUCAUUGUUUUAAUAAUCAUGUAAUUUAUUCGGACGGUCAAGAUCACAAACUGGGUGAGAUGCACGGUCGUUGAUGGUUCCUCGAAGACUUCCCUAUGCAAGUUACCCUGCAUAGAUUUUGUCUACCAACCGUGCGCCCCUUGUCUGAAGUCCCACCAGGUCUCUGUUUCUACCGCUUCCCCUAAUUUCUCGAUAAGGCGCCUCGCCUUCCCCUAUAAUCGCAAGCCCCUCGACCCUUCGCCCCGACCUCGUGCUUUCGCCCAUGAGCUGGCUGGGAAAGUUAGGGUUCGGCCUUGGCGGCCGAGCUGCGACGGAGGCGUCGUCAGCGGUCGCGCAGGGCCCUGACGAAGACGCGCCGGCGGCCGGGCAGGAGUUUGCCCAGUUCGGCGCCGGCUGCUUCUGGGGCGUCGAGCUUGCCUUCCAGCGGGUGCCGGGUGUGACCAAGACGGAGGUUGGCUACAGCCAGGGGAGCCUCCACGAGCCCACCUACGAGGAUGUGUGCACCGGCGCCACCAACCACGCCGAGGUGGUACGGGUGCAGUACGACCCCCUGGCGUGCAGCUACGAUGACCUGCUCCAAGUGUUCUGGGCGCGGCAUGACCCCACCACUAUCAACCGCCAGGCAAACGAUGUUGGGACCCAAUAUCGCUCUGGAAUAUACUACUACACACAAGAACAGGAAAAAGCAGCCAGAGAAACUAUGGAGAAGCACCAGGAGGUGUUGGACAGGAAGAUUGUGACAGAAAUUCUUCCUGCAAAGAAAUUCUACAGGGCCGAGGAGUAUCAUCAACAGUAUCUGGAGAAAGGUGGGCGCUUUGGUUCCAAACAGUCUGCUGCUAAAGGUUGUAGUGAUCCUAUUCGCUGCUAUGGAUGAAACGAGUAAUGAUAACCAAAUCAUCAAGAUUUGCAGCCACUGGUUGUUUCAUGUAAAUAUACUCUAGUGUGGGAGCUAUGAGACUGUCCUUAGCUGUAAUCUAUUGGACUAUUGAAUAAACAUUUUGUGAAAAGACUAAGGUGGAUUGAGAUCCAGUCACCUAGUUGAUGAAUUGAUUUAUGAUCGGUCAAGGUUGCUUCAGAUGCA
Messenger RNA from Musa acuminata subsp. malaccensis (wild Malaysian banana), 1120 nucleotides. RefSeq names its product peptide methionine sulfoxide reductase A4, chloroplastic. The record is from RefSeq and is a predicted model, not a curated record. Gene Ontology annotation, molecular function: peptide-methionine (S)-S-oxide reductase activity. NCBI's taxonomy places the organism in Eukaryota, Viridiplantae, Streptophyta, Magnoliopsida, Zingiberales, Musaceae. Gene Ontology annotation, biological process: cellular response to oxidative stress. Gene Ontology annotation, cellular component: cytoplasm.